Messenger RNA from Condylura cristata (star-nosed mole), 1632 nucleotides. Its product is annotated as SH3 domain-containing RING finger protein 3. Bases 1 to 1632 code for a protein of 543 amino acids. NCBI's taxonomy places the organism in Eukaryota, Metazoa, Chordata, Mammalia, Eulipotyphla, Talpidae. Gene Ontology annotation, biological process: positive regulation of proteasomal ubiquitin-dependent protein catabolic process; positive regulation of JNK cascade; protein ubiquitination. Gene Ontology annotation, molecular function: protein binding; ubiquitin protein ligase activity. The transcript is spliced from 8 exons. The record is from RefSeq and is a predicted model, not a curated record.
AUGCUGCCCACUUUGAAUGGCAUGGGUGCAGCAAGGUGUGGUGAAGCCAACUUCAGUCUCCUUAAUGCUAUGCUCUGGAGCUCCUCAGGGCUGCAGGCAGCCCUCUACAGCUAUGAGGGGAAAGAACCUGGUGACCUCAAGUUCAGCAAGGGUGACGUGAUCAUCCUGCGGCGCAGAGUGGAUGACCACUGGUUCCACGGGGAGCUGCAUGGUGUGCAUGGCUUUCUGCCUGCCAGCUAUGUGCAGUGCAUGCGGCCAUUGCCACAGGCCCCUCCCCAGGGCAAAGCACUUUAUGAUUUUGAGAUGAAGGACAGAGACCAGGAUAAGGACUGUCUGACCUUCACCAAGGAUGAAAUUCUGACUGUGAUCAGAAGGGUGGACGACAACUGGGCAGAAGGCAUGUUGGGGGACAAAAUUGGGAUUUUCCCCCUUCUCUACGUGGAGGACUCCUCCUCCUCGGCCGGACCUGCCACUGCAGCUGAACAGCAGAGCACCACAGCACCCAAAGUCCAGCUUCCUCUCAACGUGUACCUGGCACUCUAUGCCUACAAGCCCCAGAAGAAUGAUGAGCUGGAGCUACGCAAGGGUGAGAUGUACCGAGUCCUUGAGAAGUGUCAAGAUGGCUGGUUCAAGGGCAUGUCCCUGAGGACUGGGCUUUCUGGGGUGUUCCCGGGAAACUACGUGACACCUGUCUCUAGGGUUCCUGUAGGAGUGGUUGGAUCACCCCGGAAUAAUGGAGGCUCUCCACUAGCCAAAGGGAUGGCCACAACCAGCCACCCAGGUGGUGGAAGUCUGAGCAGCCCAGCCACAGCCACAAGGUCUACACUGCCCCUCACCGCUUUCCAGGCCCAGGCCCAGGCCCAGGCCCAGCACCAGGCUGCCUCUUCCCCAGUGAGCACAUGUCUGCUGCACUCGCCCCAGCUGGUGACCAGUCAGGUCCGGAGCACAAUCUCCACAGCUGCUCACACUUCAACUCAGGCUCAGGACCGGCCAACUGCCACAGUGUCACCCCUACGUACCCAGAACUCCCCAUCUCGCCUGCCUACUGCCAGCCUCAGGCCCUACUCUGUGGUGUCUCCACAGCAUGUCCACCAGCCCCUGAUGCAGACAGUUGUCGGGGCCCAGUGCCCCAGGCCUACUAUCCCACUCACAUCUGCAGCAUCAGCCAUUACCCCUCCCAAUGUCAGUGCUGCCAACCUCAAUGGAGAGGUUGGUGGAGGACCCAUCAGCAGCCUGUUGACAUCCAGUCCCACCAACACAGGAUGCAGACCAGAGGAGAAGAAAAAUGAAAAGGGCAUGGGGCUCCACCACUUCUGGGUGUACUGCCCUAGCCCUCACGAGGCCCCCAGCAGCACUGCCAGAGUCACCCGUCAGCAGACACCUGCCCACCUUGGCCUCAAGCCCCUGGUGCCCACCACGCAGCCCACACGCCUGCCCCCCAGGACUGCAGUCAGCUCCAGUCUGCAGGCAGUUCAUCUCUGUUCAUGCUACAGCGGGGACCACCCCCAGGGCUGUGCACCCUAUGGGCUCGUGUCCAUGUGGAGCCUGAUGUUUGGGCCGGGCUUUUCCCUGUGCGUCGUGGCUGUCUUGUGGCCGGUGUGGCUGCCCAGUGGGCUGGCCUCGAGGGUGUAG